Physcomitrium patens is the source of this 2488-nucleotide messenger RNA. RefSeq lists its product as uncharacterized. Lineage: Eukaryota; Viridiplantae; Streptophyta; Bryopsida; Funariales; Funariaceae. Gene Ontology annotation, molecular function: serine-type endopeptidase activity. Gene Ontology annotation, cellular component: membrane. The record is from RefSeq and is a predicted model, not a curated record.
UUUGUGGGAGUUCGCCGUAGUGAAUGGCGGCUUUUAUGCUGGAGCUUGGAUAUGUGUCUUGUUUUUCAUUGCAAGUGAGAUACGACGCCGCAGUAGUGAUUUGUAGUGUGUUGUUCAGCUAGAUUGUAUCGUUUCAUCCCCUCCUUCGUGUCGCUCAGGUAGUUGGGAUCGUUUCUCUGCGGGAUUUUCAUGGCGGCCUCGGCCCUAUUCGAACUCAUUCGUCAUUAAUCCUUCGGCAUUGAAGGAUGCAAGUUUCACGAAGAUGAAUAUCCUAUUCUGAAAAUUAGUAACUGGUGAAAUCAGUGUGUAGACCAUGGCCCUCGUGCAGGGAAUACAGACUGUGCUCUACAGCCACAUGCGACAUCUGCAACCUCCACAUCAACCCCUCGAAUGCAGUAGCAAUUUGAAGGACUUUUCAUGUAAGGACUUUAGAGGUAAUCGUGGUUUGGGUUCUCAGACUAAGAGAAUUAUCAGUGCUGAGGCAAGGAAACAGAGGUUUGCGCGUCUGAGAUUUUUCCAUCAGGAGCCGGUGUGGCUUACGUAUCGGAGCAAACUCAGGGGUGAGAAGUUUGUAUUAGGCUCGGGUCCCCUGAAUUGUUUACAAACAAGGCAAGUGGAGCAUGCGGAGGACACAUUGCCGAAAGAGAAAACAUUGGAUUCUUGUGUUGAAAUUAAGAAGGGAGAUGUUACAGAGACAGAUGAGUGGGCUGUUAAGAAGGGUCUGAAUGCAUUGGAUGCUUACUUUGACAAACUCCACGCGAGCAGGGCGGAAGAAAAAUCUAUCUCAACAUUACGAUCUCAAGGAACAGAUACUGGGGUUCCUACGACUGCCUUGCCACCCAAAACAGACAGUAGUGGGCUGGUUGUGACUUCCGAAGUAGCUGACGCAGGAAACGUAGUGAAGGAUCGUGUAGAAGAUGACAAAUUCAAAAGUAAAACUGAUGCACACUCCGACAAGAGCGGUCUUGAUGCACUAGAUGCAUAUUUCGGCAAGUUACGUGAACCUGAGAAAAUCGCAGGCUCCUACGAGGAUAUAAAGAAGGCAGUGGAAGAGGGCAAGCAGAGCACAGUCAACGAAGAGAAGGAAGUAAAUAUCAAGGUCGCUGGUGCAUCGGAAACUUCUGCAGAGGAGGAUGAGGAACUAGAAUAUAGAGAGCUCAUGAAAGAGCUAGAGAAGGCUCUUCGGCAACAAGCUGAAUCAGGAAAGCUUCUUUCUGCAGAAAAUGAGAACUUCAUGCAGGGUUCUUCUUGGGGUUUGCAAGCUGCCACUCCGAAUUCCUAUUUUGUGAACGGCUUGGUGGCUUUGAAUAUCGCUGUAUAUUUGUUUGGCUUGGCCAGUCCUCUAGAGGUGCCUGGUAUGGUCGAUGCCUCUCUUCCUUAUCUCUAUGGAGCAAAAGUGAACGAACUAAUCGUGAAUGGCGACUGGUGGCGUCUAGUUACUCCAAUGUUUCUGCAUUCUGGCCUCUUGCACUUAGGUUUGAGUACCUGGGCAUUGCUAGAAUUCGGUCCUGCAGUGGAAAGUGCGUAUGGAACUUUAGGGUUUACCAUGAUCUAUCUACUUGGCGGUGCGUAUGGUAACCUACUGAGCUUCUUCCACACACCUCAAGGCACUGUUGGUGGAUCUGGCCCCAUCUUUGCCUUAAUGGCUGCUUGGGUGGUCUAUAUACUACGCAACCGUGAUAUAAUCGGUCUGGAUGUGGCAGGUGAAAUAGUUCGGAAAGUGAUCAUUUUUACUGCCAUUACUUAUGCAUUGUGCAACUCCUUCCCUGUUGAUGACUGGACCCACUUGGGAGCAGCAAUAAGUGGCCUUUCCUUUGGUCUACUCACUUGCCCCCUAGUUCGAGUGAAUGUGCACGUUGAAGAUGUGAAUGAUGAAAAUGAUGAUGACGCAAUGGAGUCGUAUCUUCUAUUGAACGAGGGCAUUCAUCCAUAUCGGCUCCUCCUUGUGUUUGGCCUCUCCGUGGCAGUGUUUUUCGCUCUCUACAGCGUAGGCGUACCAUAUGCAACAGAGUUUCACUUUCUCCAUGGCGGCCUUGGUGAUGAGUAUUGGUAACAUAAUGCGCUUUUUUUUGGCACUAGAAAUGCAGUUGGCAGCAGAGAUCAAACUCCAGGUGUCCAUCUCGACCGAUAUUUGCAAGCACAGCAGACAGACAUCCAUCACAACAGCAUCGGCUGGUGGGGCAUGUCCUUGAUGUCCAUACUUCAUUAGAUAUGCUAAAUAGGGCCUUUUGUUCAGGGCCAAGUCCAGGGUGAGGUUAAACGAUGGAGUACACGCAUAUAACAGCUUUGAGAUACAGUUGGUUUGCUGUGAAGCUUUGAAUUGUCAACCAUUAAAGUGGCGGUAGAGGAAGAGCUUGGGUAGCACCAACUGUGGUUGUGACGUGAAAAUUCUGAUUGCCGUUGAAAGUAUGACCACGGUGGGUAUCGUUGUAUCCAGAACAAACAAAGCAUAAGUCUCCUAAGAGAUUUCGAAUUGCUUUUCAUGGUG